GCACCGGCGCCGCUACCCUGUCAGCCGCACUUGGGUUCGCAGAGGGGACGAGCCGGGGCAAGCGCCUCUCGGCCACCACUCCACAGCCGGACGGCCAGAUUUGCGAAGAGUCCUCGCUCCAGCCGGCACUCGGGGGCCGGGGCUGGCCGGCCCGGCCGGUUCUGCGGGCACCCGGGGAGGUCCCGGGAGGCCCGGGAAGCCAGGCUACCGUGGGGCGUUGAUGAAAAAGGAUGACAGUGAAGUUGGGCGACGGCGGCAACGGGGAGGAAGGGCUCAAGAAGCUGGGCAAGCGGUCGGCCGAUGAAGAGUCCCUGGAAGGAGAAGGGGCCGGCGGCGCCGACGCGGCCGAGGAGAGCCGCGGCACAAAGAGGGACGAGAAGACCCCCCGGACCGGCGUUGACGGCACCCCCGCGCCCCCCGGCGCGCCGCGGGCGUCGUCCCCGCCGCAGGGCAGCCCCCAGGACCAGCACCACUUCCUGAGGUCCAGCGUGAGGCCUCAGAGCAAGAGGCCUAGGAAGGACCCGCCGUGCCCGGUGGGCAGUGGCGGCGCCGGCGGUUCGGGGCCCCGAGGAAAAGGAACUGAAGGUGUUGGAUCAUCAUCAUCUGGAAAUGUGCCUGGGGUUUCCCCCACCACCCCUGCAGGGGGCUCGAGGUCCUCCUCUCGGAACUUAGGUUCUUCUGGUGGUGAGAAGGAAGAAGGCAAAAAGGCCCGGCGGCAGUGGGAGUCAUGGAGCACAGAGGACAAGAACAGCUUCUUCGAGGGGCUGUAUGAGCAUGGGAAAGACUUUGAAGCAAUCCAGAACAACAUCGCCCUGAAGUACAGGAAGAAAGGCAAACCUGCAAGCAUGGUGAAGAACAAGGAGCAGGUGCGCCACUUCUACUACCGCACCUGGCACAAGAUCACCAAGUACAUCGACUUUGACCACGUGUUCUCACGAGGGUUGAAGAAGUCUUCUCAGGAGCUGUAUGGCCUCAUCUGCUAUGGCGAGCUACGCAAGAAAAUUGGGGGCUGUAUGGAUGACAAGAAUGCGACGAAGUUGAACGAACUCAUUCAGGUUGGGGCCACCACCGUACGUUACAAAGGGAGGAACCUGCGGAUUAAAGCACCCAUGUGCCGGGCCCUGAAGAAGCUCUGUGAUCCAGAUGGUUUGAGUGAUGAAGAGGACCAGAAGCCUGUGCGCCUGCCUUUGAGGGUUCCUGUAGAGCUGCAGCCACGCAACAACCAUGCCUGGGCCCGUGUGCAGAGCCUUGCUCAGAAUCCGCGCCUCAGGAUGAUUGUGGAGCUUCAUCGUAAAGUCUCCAGCCUCAUCGAGUUCUUGAAGCAGAAAUGGGCACUCCAGGAAGUGCGAAUUAGGAAGACGCUAGAGGAACGGCAGCUACAGGACUCUUGCACUGCGCCCACACAGGAGAAGGUGACGCUGCACCUGUUUCCGGGCGAGAACUGCACACUGACACCUCUGCCUGGUGUGGCCCGAGUGGUGCACUCCAAGGCCUUUUGUACCGUGCACUGGCAGGAGGGUGGCCGGUGCAAGCAGAGUGCCAAGGACGUCCACUCACUGCCCCCUGCCCAGAUCCUAGGCAUCCAGAGUGGGCAGGGCACAGCCCGGGGCCAUGUGAAGUGCCCACGGGGUAGUGCUGAGGGCAAGAGCGGGGGGCGGCCCCCUCCUACCACUGACAUGUCACAGAGCUCUGGAGAGAGUUCCCCUGAAAGUGCCCCUGGGGAAGGGGCCACCCCAAGCCUGAGUAGCCCUGAUGCUCCUGACAGGCUUCCCUCUGGGCACCACGACACUGGGCCAUAUUUGGAAAAGACCCCUGCAGUGGCUCCUGUAGAGGGUGGGAAUGGCCCUACCCAAAAGCUGGGGGCCCAAGAAAUGGGGCCAUGUGCCUGCAGCCAGCUUCCAGACCUGGAGGACGAGCUUUCAAUCCUAGACCCCUUACCCCGCUACUUAAAGUCCUGUCAGGACCUCAUUGUCCCUGAGCAGUGCCGCUGCAUGGACACACAGCUGGGGGGCGUGCACCCUCCUCCUGGUGAGGCUGUCUUCCCAGAGGUUCCCACCAUUGGCAACAAGGAGGCUGCUGACCUCACCCCAGCUGGGCCUGGGCUCCUGCCAGAUAUUUGCACUAAAGACUUGGCAGAUGCACCUGCAGAGGAGCCCCAGGAGAAGGGGUGCCCCUCAGAGCCUCUGCCGCCUCAGGGACAGCCUGCCACCAAGCCCCCAAAGGAGGUCCCCACCAGCCGGCUGGCCCAGCAGCUCCGAGAGGAGGGCUGGAACCUGCAGACCUCUGAAAGCCUUACGCUGGCCGAAGUCUACCUCAUGAUGGGCAAGCCGAGCAAGCUGCAACUGGAGUAUGACUGGCUGGCUGUGCUGGGCUCUGAGGGCCAGGAGCCUGGAGGGCAGGGCCAGGAGCCUGGAGGGCAGGGCCAAGGCACUAGCCUCAGCUCUCCACAUGCCACCUUGCACAAGCAGCACCUCCUUCGCUGCCUCGUGAAGCUCAUCUCCACCGAGGUCAACCCCAAGCUGGCUCCAGAAGCAAGUGUCACGUCCACAGCCUCAGUGAGGCCCUCCCAGGAGGAACAGUCAACAACACCCCCAGGGAAAGUUGUGACCAUCAGCUCCCGCAGCCCCCGCUGCCCCCGAAACCAGGCCACUCUCCGCAGCAGCAAGACCUUCCCACCCACCUCUACACCAUGCUCCUCAGAUUUGCGAAACCCUCCAAGACCCCUCUUGGUAGCUGGUUCUUCUAGCACAGGAAGCAGUGACUCAGAUGGUAGCCUUUUUGCUGUCCCAACAACUUUGCCACCCAACAGCCGCCAUGGGAAGCUUUUCUCUCCCAGUAAAGAAGCAGAACUGACUUUCCGUCAGCACCUAAACUCCAUCAGCAUGCAGUCGGACUUCUUCUUGCCAAAACCCAGGAAAUUGCGGAACCGGCACCUGCGGAAGCCAUUGGUGGUCCAGAGAACGCUGCUUCCUAGACCUGAAAACCAGUCCCACAACGUUUGUUCCUUCUCCAUCAUGUCUAAUUCCUCCAUAACUGGGAGAGGUUCAUUCCGGCCCAUCCAGUCUUCUCUGACCAAAGCAGCUCUUUCUAGGCCGAUUGUGCCCAAGGUCCUUCCAUCCCAGGCCUCGAGUCACCUAGCCAGUGCUAUCGACUUAGCUGCUAAAAGUGCAGGCAUCAUACCCGGGAGCCCCCUCCCUGUCCUGGACACCGAGGGCUUGUCUGGCCUCUCUACACUAUCUUCAGAUGAGGUAGCAGCUGCUGUCUCUGCUCAGGACUCCACUGUGGCCCACCAGAAUGGAGACCGUGUGUCCGCCAUGGGAGGCACAGGUGACCCAUUUGUCAGUGUCCCCUCGAGACCUGAACAAGAAUCGGUGACAGACAAUUUCCAGGGCUCAUCUGUUCUCUCCUUAUCUGAGCUGCCCAAGGCUCCGCUCCAGAAUGGGAUGUCCACACUAUCCUCAUCAGAGGCUCCCUGCUCCCGGCUCUCUCCACCCGACGUCUCUGCUCUGUUGGACAUCUCCCUUCCAGGCCCUCCUGAGGACGCGCUUUCGCAGGGAGAGCCUGCCACACACAUCAGUGACUCCAUCAUCGAGAUCGCCAUCAGCUCUGGCCAAUAUGGUGAAGGAGUUCCUCUUUCUCCAGCAAAGCUGAAUGGUGGUGACAGUUCUAAGAGUCUUCCCUCCCCAGCCAGCAGCCCCCAGCCGGACUGGAUUGCUUCUCCUACCCAUGACCCUCAGUGGUACCCUAGUGACUCUACAGACUCCUCACUCAGCAGCUUGUUUGCAAGCUUCAUUUCCCCAGAGAAGAGCCGGAAGAUGUUGCCAACUCCCAUUGGGACCAACAGUGGUACCUCUUUGCUUGGCCCCAGCUUAUUGGAUGGAAACUCACGGGACUCAUUUGUGUCCAGGUCCCUGGCUGAUGUUGCAGAGGUGGUGGAUUCCCAGCUGGUGUGCAUGAUGAAUGAAAACAGCAUCGAUUACAUAUCUCGGUUCAAUGAUCUGGCCCAAGAGCUGUCCAUCGCUGAGCCCAGCCGCCGAGAGGUUCUGUUUGAUGGUGGUGGAGGCGGCCCCCCUGUCGGCGACCUAUCUCAGUGACCACACCUCAGACCAGGUGUAUCCUGGAGGCUGCAAAGGAGAACUUGUGGGGCUAGAGGUUUGUGGUAGAUGAAACCCUCUUCAAGCUAGAGAGAACAAAUUGAGCUCAGAACUCCAGAAGAUGGUCUGAAGAGAGGCACCUCUGCACCCCAGAAUGUGCCCCAUGUGGAACCCCUGGUCAUGAGCUGUGUCCCCACAAGCAGAGGGCAGUGAUACCCUGAGAGACCAGGAAGAGUUCUUGGGGAGGGCUGACAUCAGAAAUUGCUGUGGUGCCGGAGCAGCUCCUUGCCAGUCACUGGGCCCUGUGUUAGGAUGUGUGUAGCUGUGCCAUUUCAGUCCGUACUCUGCCUCAAUUGUUGUGUUGGACAUUCCGGUGGGUUUUCUUUCUGAAAGAAGGAAGUGUGUGUGCCUUGGUGUAGUUGCUGCAUGCUGGGGAGGUGUUGUCUCCCCUUUCUCGGCAGGGAGGCCCCAGGCCACUGCUGCAUUCUUUCUGCCAAACCAAUGUCACACUUGGAUUGCUCCCUCUGAAGGAAGGAUGGGGUAGGACUAUUGGGUGUGGCCUGGGCUCCUGCCUGUACCCUAAGACUGCAAACACUCAAAGGUCAUAGGUCUGUAGCCAGUGCCAUCAGUCCAUAAACACUCACCCUCUAGUGCUCUCCAUCUAGAGGCUGUCCUGACUUCACAGGAAGGGGGACAAGAACCACACCUUAUGCAGGUCGUGUGGACUUUAUGUAUGGUCCUGCUAAGCUGGUUGAAAAUGUUUUUCUUAUGUUUUUAAGAAUUAAGAGAUAAGGAAGACGAUGACGAAUCCCUAUUUAGUUGGUUUCCUACCUAUGUCCAUUUGCAGGUUUCUCCCAGGGAUCUGUUGGGGUGGCCCCUAAGCACUAAGGCGACUACAGAAGAGAAUUUCUUGAUGAGUUCUUGAACUUGUGUGUUAUUGUUUGAUAUCUGGGAAAAAUCUGCCUUUUCAGGGAAAGUUUUCUCUCCUUCAGAGCCUUCUCUUCCUUCCAGUGUCAUUGGUGUAGGCCUGAUGUACAUACUUAAUCCCUCACGCAUGCCUUUGCCCCAAGGCCUCCUGUUUCUCUUCUUUCUGUUCAGGGCACCUAGGCAAGGAUUUAGAUGUCCAGAUGUAGUCAGAGCUCACCAAACCCCCUUUUGGUGGUCUCCCUCUUUGAGCCCCUCCAGGUAAUCAGUAUUAUAACUGCAGAUGGCCCAACGUCCACUCUUUUGCCAGAAUGGAACUAACAAGGGCUCCUUUGCCUUCUCAGCCUCAGGAGUUCUAAGCACAUAAGUCACCGUCCAGCCAUAUCCUUUGUGGCCAGGAGCCACCUUUGUGGUGUUGGGCAGGUGAUGCCUGCACCCCUAUCUCACCUCCUGCUUAACCCCCACCCAGCAGCUGGGACUGAUCCUCUCCACAUUCAUGAGGCAAGCAGCAGUCCUCAAGGCUGCCCUAGCCCUCUCCACAGCUUCUCUCCCUGUCUACAAAGAAGGAAGCCCACUGAAAAGGCAGAAGAAAGGCCUCGGCAUGGACAAGCAGGUGGAUGCCUUUGAUUCUGCAGUCCUACAGCUGCAGCUGCUGCUGCUGUAGACCCCAGGCGGUGAUACACUGCAGGACAGCAGGCUUCCAGGCAAGAGCUUCCUUUUUUCUUCCCACAAGUUUUUCUUGGUCCUCUUGCCUCUGAGGUGGUUUCCCUCCUUCAGUCCUUGACACAGAAUCUUAGGAAAAAGUCCCAAAGCUCUGGAGGGAUUAAAAAAGGAACAUGGUGCCACUUUAUUAAGAGCAAUAGACAGCAGUGUUUGAACCAGAGUAUCUUUAAACUAGCUUAUAUUUAAUGCUUAAUAUGUCAGUCUUCUGAAAUUAGCAUCUAAUUGAGCUGAAGAUCAGUAGCUCUCCCUUGCUGGGCAUCUGACUUUGCCAGGUCUACAGUAGGUUAGGACACCAAGCUGAUUUUAGGCUACUACUAGCUUUCUCACAUUCUCAUAGUCUAGGGCCAGAGAUGCCAAGUAACAAUAUCACAUUGAUGCUGGAAGCAGUAUCCAGUGGCAGUGCAUUAUGUGCCAGGGAUGUAGGGGUGGCCUGUCAGAGGACGCCCUGAGGCAGUGUAGUAUGUCAUUUGGCUCCUUUUGCCCAGUGAUAUCUAAUGGAGAAAACUUUGGAGGUUGGUAUCUGCUUUUGUAGGCUCAUUAUAACAGUAGCCCCCAUUUUGUGCUCUGGCUUAGACUCUCUCUGGGAGCAGCUGACUGUAGCUAUUGUCAUCCAGUGGGUAGGUAGUUUAGGGAAGAGAGAGGACUGACUCAUCUCUCCUGGAUUAAAGCUGACAGGAUUCCAGAGAAUUCUGCUUCUUUUCUAGCUGCCAGAUGGGUGUAUACAUUUGCUUGCCAUAAGAAGGGGAAAUUUACAAAUGAAAAACAAUGGAUGCAUUUUCUCCCAGCCUAAAUGAAUAUUUUAGUACAAACAAAGGCAAUGUUAAAGGUGGGAAUCUUCAAAAACUCCAGCAGAAAGGCUGUCUACUUUCUGCAUCUUCCUGUGCUUUUCCAAGGGAAGUUAUGAGUCUCAUUAGGAACAUGUGGCCUCCUUUGUGCAUUUGAACAUGUUGUGGAUUCAGAUGAGAUCAGUUUCUUAGAAAAAAUCUUUCCCUAAUCCCUCUAAUCUUGUCUGAGGUCUUUCUGCUGAUUCAUCUUUUCUAAAGAUUGAGACUGAGUAUCUUUAGUGUCAAGGAAGUUAGUGUUUUGGCUUUGAUUGUUGAUUGUGAAUGUACAGUAAAGGAUUCCAUCCUUUAGAAGAUGGGGAGGCAAGUUGAACUUCAUACUUUCAUGACAUUUUUUCAUCUUUCUGUAUCAUAGGUGUAGAGUACUUGCUCAGGGAGUGGGAAUCUGUGGGGUCAUUUCCUCAUUUGAUCUGCUUGUUUUCCCACACAUCUCCAGUUUCGUAGCAUCAGAAUUCCAUUCUUUAUUAUUCUGUAUGGUGCCUCAUUUCUGGUGGAUGUCCUUUUCAGUUUAAUAGUGUCUUUAACUAGAUUACACCAUUGAAUCCAAACUUGGUCUGCAAAUAAAGUUGUGAGAUACAAAACACUGGGAGCAAGGGAAGAAGACAAUUUUGUUUUCCCUUUAAGCAUUGAGACUUAGCAGAUGCAUUGGUGAGGAAAUAUGGCACUUUGUCUUAAGAAAAAAAGAAAAGAUGAAUUUAAAAAAAAUACAACAAACCAGCUGUCAAAGUUCUCCUAAUGUCACAAUACUUUAAGUCAUGUCUUGGAAGCACUACAGCAACCGAUGCCCUUUGUUCUCUAAAAGGAUAACUGGCUCUAGGUAUGGUCCGGACAGCAGAAAUUAUUGCUGUUUCCUUUAAUAAUUGUUAAGCCAUAUCAUCUAAGGUUUUCGGCUUGUUUGAGAUGUGAAUUUGUUUUAUAGAUUAUAAAUAUAGUGUAUGUAUAAAGCAGAAUGCCUGUCUUUCCUGAUUAUUUUUUGUACCAUAUUGUAAAUUAUAUUAUUUAUUCUUUACCAAUUUGGGAAUAAAAGGUGUUUUGGUUAUUUAAUAUAAUAAACAAGAGCUGUUAAACUUCUGUUUAAAUUUCCAGUUCAACUUGUAAAUGUUUUUAUUGUGCAUAAAAUACACUAAUACUUGAUCUAA
Molecule: messenger RNA, 7722 nt
Organism: Otolemur garnettii (small-eared galago)
Lineage: Eukaryota; Metazoa; Chordata; Mammalia; Primates; Galagidae
Gene: CRAMP1
Product: cramped chromatin regulator homolog 1
Exons: 21
Coding region: 231-4094 (1287 amino acids)
Biological process (GO): pattern specification process
Cellular component (GO): nucleus
Molecular function (GO): chromatin binding
Source: RefSeq, a predicted model, not a curated record